Schistocerca serialis cubense is the source of this 896-nucleotide messenger RNA. Its product is annotated as glutathione S-transferase D7-like. The transcript has 6 exons. Gene Ontology annotation, molecular function: glutathione transferase activity. Lineage: Eukaryota; Metazoa; Arthropoda; Insecta; Orthoptera; Acrididae. The record is from RefSeq and is a predicted model, not a curated record. Gene Ontology annotation, biological process: glutathione metabolic process. The coding region runs from base 164 to 829 and encodes 221 amino acids.
GACAACCAGGACGUGACCUUGGCUGGAGCUCGGUCUGGACGCUCUUGUAGUCGCAGUUGCCGACCCGCCACGUCAGUACUCAUCCGGCAGGCGGAGCGUGAGGUUCUGUGCGAGGUACGACCACCUAAACGGACAGAUACAUACACGAGGGAGAGCAGCCACGAUGCCCGUCGUUCUCUACCACUUCCCGGCCAGCCCGCCCUCCAGGAUAGCUCUGGCGGCAGCUAAGGUUGUCGGGGUCGACGUCAACAUCAAAAUCGUCGAUCUGUUUGCAAAGGAGCAACUCAAAGAAGAAUUUGUCAAGAUAAAUCCACAGCACACGAUACCAACUAUCGACGACAAUGGUUUCAUCCUGUGGGACAGCCAUGCAAUCGCCACGUACUUCGUGUCGCAGUAUGGGAAGGAUGACUCCUUAUAUCUGAAGGAGCCAAAGAAGAGGGCGUUAGUCGAUCAGAGAAUUUACUUUGAGGCAGGGACCCUUUUCCCUCGCAUGAGGGCAAUUGUCUUUCCUGUGAUCUUUCUGGGCAACAAGAGUGUGGAAGCAUCAGUCAAAGCAGCAGCGUAUGAGGCCAUUGGGUUCCUGGAGAAGUUCCUGGAAGCGACACGCUGGGUGGCCGGUGACCACCUCACCAUAGCAGACGUGGUGUGCGCUGUCACAGCCACCAGCAUGCAGGCGAUUGGGUUGGAUUUCAGUGGCUACCCGAAGACACAAGACUGGAUAGAGCGUUGUAAGAAGAUCCCAGGAUUCCAGGAGGCCAAUGAAGAAGGUGUAAAGGCUUUUGGAGAGAAAGUCAGAAGCUCUCUACCACCAAACCAUCUGGCUCCGUAGGAGAACACUGAAAAGACUGUAUAAUAGAUCAAGAAUAAUAAAUCAUUCUUUAUUCAGUAGUGAUACA